Pangasianodon hypophthalmus (striped catfish) is the source of this 6141-nucleotide messenger RNA. Its product is annotated as Translocating chain-associated membrane protein 1-like 1-like. The record is from RefSeq and is a predicted model, not a curated record. The coding region runs from base 672 to 1793 and encodes 373 amino acids. Gene Ontology annotation, biological process: SRP-dependent cotranslational protein targeting to membrane, translocation; protein insertion into ER membrane. Gene Ontology annotation, cellular component: endoplasmic reticulum membrane. The transcript is spliced from 11 exons. NCBI's taxonomy places the organism in Eukaryota, Metazoa, Chordata, Actinopteri, Siluriformes, Pangasiidae.
UUCGCCUUCUUCUCUUUCUUGGUAAUGUUAUAUUCUUGCCAUCGACACAAAGGCAAAAAAAAACUAUAGACUAAAUCCUACUAUACAACUUUGUUCCCUUAAGAUUAGUUAAGAGAGCUUCGUACACUUUUGAGGAAUUAUUUCACAGAUUUUGAAUAGACACAUUUUUAAAAUCCAUUGACUUUCAAUUAACUGAACUCUUUCUCUGUUAUAUGCAACACAAUUUAACAGAGCACAUGUUCGACUGUUUCAGAUAGACCGCAUUUAUCGCAGCAAUCAGAUUCAAGGUUACCUAUGUUAAACAAUGAUUUACUGAGAGAAGAGUAAGUUUGGACACCCCUGAAUUAGAGAGAAAACUUUUAUAUUGGAAAUCCCUGUUUCAGACCAAAGACUUUUAAACUGGAAGCGAUACUUUUGUUUUGGAAGUCGUGACUGGUGAUGACUUCCGGUAGCGGGUGUAUCUUUCAGUCGGAGCUAUACACGGAUACAAAGUGUUCAUCUACUCUGGCUGAACUUGGAGUCUGAAGGCUUGGUUUAUUUUCCUGCCAGGGUUUUGGUUAUUUUGUUUUUAGAGAAGAGAGAUCAGCUUUAUCUGUUCACACACACCCUGAGAGAGAGAGAGAGAGAGAGAGAGACAGAGAAACAGAGAGAGAGAGAGAUUUUACACAGAGAUGGGCUUCAGAAAGAAGAACAAAAGUCCUCCGGUUCUGAGCCACGAGUUUGUGAUCCAGAAUCACGCCGACAUGGUUUCCUGUGUGGCCAUGAUCAUCCUGCUGGGGCUCAUGUUCGAGGUUACAGCGAAAUUCGCCAUCAUGUUCAUCACCGUACAGUACAACGUCACUCAGACAUCAGCUACAGAGGACAAGCCGGAGCCGGUGAACUUUUAUCAGUACGGCCCCAAAGACAUCGCCACCGUCUUCUUCUACCUGCUCAUCGCCAUCAUCCUUCACGCUCUCAUCCAGGAGUACGUGCUGGACAAAAUAAAUCGGCGUCUGCACUUGUCCAAAACGAAGCACAGCAAGUUUAACGAAUCGGGACAGCUGGCGGUGUUUUACUUCUCCUCCUUCGUGUGGGGCUGCAGCAUCCUGACGGCGGAGGAGUUUGUGACCAAUCCGACAUUCCUGUGGGAAGGUUAUCCUCACACACGCAUGGCUUUUCAGGUGAAGUUCUUCUACAUCUGUCAGAUGGCGUACUGGUUCCACGCCCUGCCUGAGCUUUACUUCCAGAAAGUCCGAAAGGAAGAUAUUCCUCGCCAGCUUUACUACAUUUGCCUUUACAUCUUCCACAUCACCGGUGCCUACGUUCUCAAUCUGCACCGUUUAGGUUUGGUUCUUCUGGUUCCACACUACCUGGUGGAGCUGCUGUUCCAUGCGUCUCGUCUCUUCUACUUCAGCAAUGAGAACAAGCAGAAAGGGUUCACGCUGUGGGCUCUGCUCUUCGUCGUCGCUCGUCUCCUGACCCUCACUCUCUCAGUCCUGACGUUUGGUUUCGGACUCUCCCGUACAGAUAAUCAGGGCUUUUCUCUGGCUGAGGGAAACUUCAACGUUCUCACUGUUAGGAUGACGUGUCUGUCAGCCAUUUGCUUGACCCAGGCCUGGAUGAUGUGGAAGUUCAUCAACUUCCAGCUGAAGAAGUGGAGGGAGCAGAGUCAGGUCCAGAGCAGCAAGAAGAAGUCCGUCAGUCCCAAGAGCAAACCCGGCAAGAAGGACUCGUCUCGGGGAGGUUCCGUCAACGGCGUGAUGAAAGCAGAGGACAAAACGUCACCACGAGCCAGAAAAUCCAAAACCUCGUAGAGCGGCGGAGAUCGUCGUCGAUGUGCUUUUUUUCUUCUCUUUCUUGACUCCAGCUGUAGAAAGAAAAAGUUCUGAAAGAAGCAUCGAAUCACACAGACACCUUCUAACUGUCCGGUGUGGUGGGCUCUGAGGGAUGGGUGAAGGGAGUGUUUAGGGAGUUUGUGUUUAGGGUUUUUUUUUUUUUUUUGAUCGCAAUUCCUUAUAAUUCUGUACGAUUUAACGGUGGACUUGAUCAGUCCUGGUGUUUGAGAAGGGAGGCUUUUUGGGAGGGAGGAAAAAAAGCUUGGUACUGAAGAAGAGAUGAAGGAAAAGUUCCAGUUUGUAUUCAGAGUGACGAUUUGAAUGUUGUUGUUCCCCAAGGGUGUAUGUUAAUACCGCUAUUUUUUCCUUUUUUUUUUUUUUUUUUUUUUAUCCUUCAGGGCUUGAUGAGCUUCUUUUAAAAAUUGGUAUCCUUUCUCAUUCUCAUCCUCAGCAUCAGUCACUGUGUCUCUGUAUGCAGAGGCUUUAAAAAAAGUGUCCUUUUUGCCUGUUUGUUUCUGAGAGUUAGCCCUUAGCCACAGAGGCUUUGUUGGAAAACGAUUACGCGCAAAAUGAGAGCUUUCAUCGUUUUUUCUGUUUCCUCACAACCUCAGCUGUAUAAUUACAGAUCGCUUUAUUUAAAGAAGUUUUAAAUUUAAAUUUUCAUUUUAAAUCAUGACUCUGGCUGAUGUAAGAGCUCCCCCUAGUGGCGUGGUCUCACUUUUUCCCAUCUGAACCCCCCCUUUUUUUUUUUCAAAUAUCGCUUUUUUUAAUGCUGUUUGCAAGCGUCACAGUUUUUAAAUUUAUAAAUUAAUUUGUUUUAUAAUUUGAACUAUUAUUUUCAUCUCAAGUUCACAUGAUGCAGAGUGUAAACAAGGCAUUCUUGGCCUUUCGUAGCACUUUUCCACCGCACAGUGGAGUAUGGUAACAAACCCAUGAUCUCACACAUUUAUCGUUAUUUUCAUUGCAGAGCACCAAGAGAAUCGAACAGAGAUGUGUGGGCGGGGCUAGAAAAAGUGCUGAUCACUGAUUGGUCAAACGCAAUAGUGACAGAAUUGUCCUGAUAAUGUUUGGCUCAGUGAUCAUCAGUAGUGUUUAAUAAAUCUUAUUUAUUCUGCGUUUAGAUAUCGUAAAACUGACAAAAUAAAGUUUCCAAUUGAUUUUCCUAUAGUGAUGUUUUCUGGCUGCCGUUAUGUAGCUCAAUUUUGCAUUUUUUUAUUUUUAUGUAAAAAUCUGAUGAGCGUAAAAUUCUCCAUCUUAUCAUUAAACCAAAUUCAAAAUGGCUUCCUGUUCACUGUGUGCGCUCACUACAUAGGGUACAACACAAUGGUGUUGUAGGGCUCUAUGUAUCCAAUAUCACUCUGUUUGAGAAAGUACAGGAAAACAUGCAAUUCCGUAUAUUUAACUCGUACGUCGUAUGAAAUUUGGCACUCAGCGAGCCGUGUAUUAAAGUAUUGGCACCCCGGCUGUGUGAAAAUCACUGGCCAUAGACAUUUUAAGUACCUUUUAUCCAUUUACAGUUACAUUUAACAUUGUUGGGUGUCCACAGAAUAAACUGGUUAGUUUUUUCCUCUCUCGUGAAGUUACCGUGUGGUGGAAACGUGCUCAAGUGCAGCAGAGUGGAUUUGAUUUAAUACGUAAUUAUCGUUUACUUUCUCUCCUCUCCAUCUUGAGUGUGUUUUUAUUUUAUUAUUUUUUUGUCUGUCUUCAUCCCAGCGUGCGCAGCUCCAUUUAUGAAAGUGUUCUCCUCCGUUUCUAGUGAAACGAUACAAUCUUCUCUCAAGUGUCCUUAAGAUAAUACGCUGUGGGUGGCUUUGGAUUUUCAUUUUCAUUCACGAUGAACGGAUGUCUGGGUGUUUUCUUUCUGGAGCGAUGGUCCUGGCGUGCGUGUGUGUGUGUGUGUGUGUGUGUGUGUGUGUGUGUGUGUGUGUGUGUGUGUGUGUGUGUGUGUGUGUGUGUGUGUGUGUGUGUGGCUGAGUGGCUGAGUGGUCACUUGUGCAUGUUUAUGGGUUGUGAACGCAUGAAUCAUGUUGCACCUUGAUUUGUUUGAUUUAAAGAAAAAAAAGAAAUGCGAUAGGGCAUGUAUGUGGUUAAGCUUCUGGUUUUGACUUUUUGUACCAAAUGGUGUGUGUGUGUGUGUGUGUGUGUGCGCGUGCGUGUGUGUGAGCAAGAGGUGGGAGCCUUGGUGAAGCUAUUCUCACUAUGUGAAUUUUUUUGAGUGUGUAUAAUCUCUCUCUCUCUCUCUCUCUCUCUCUCUCUCUCUCUCUCUCUCUCUCUCUUCCGUCCGAUACUGUACGUUUCUGAAUUGCCAAAUCGUGUAAAAGCGAGCUCUUGCUCUUUCCCAGUGAUUUUGACGUCGCCAUCUCGUCUUUUUUCACCUCGGACCUCAUUCAGGACGCAUUUCUGCAUUUUUUUUUUUUUUUCUUCUCCCCCAAUUAUAACUUAAUUCUGAGUGACCUGCAGAGAAAAAAAUAAUAAUUGACUAAUGAUUUUAAAGAAAUAAUUGUUAAAUUGUUAAAAAGUUAAUAAAAUUACAAAUUGACAAACUAAAAGCUUUACGUAAUAUAACUGUGGGAUUUUUAGGACAAAUUGCUACGUGCAUGAAACUUGUAAUACUUUUUAAAAAAUGUAAUAUGACAGCACAGUAGGAAAAAACAAAGAAAAAACAGUUUUCUCUAUUUUCUGCUUUUAAAAAAAAAUGCACAAUUUAAGGAAUAUUUGUUGGUGACACCAAAAGUAUUGGCACCCUUAACUGCUUAAAAUUUCACUCGACACAUUAUUAUUAAUUUUUGUUUUCUUAAAUGGUGCAUUUUUUUUCUCUCCAAUAUAAUUACUGAACAGUCUCUUGUAGUUGUAAUGUUUAUUAUUUAAAAAUGUAUUUUAUAUUUAGUAAAUUUGCUUAAAAGUUUAAGACAUUUAAAUCCUGAUCUUUGACUCAUAAUUUUUUCUUUUUAAUUAAAUACUGAAUUAUAGGCCCUCAGCACUGAAGAAGGUCUCUGAACUUUUUUUAGUCACUUGUUAAAUCAACGUUAUCAUGUGACGUGUUUUAUUCGGGUUUUUUUUCCUCUCUGCAGUUAAUGUCGUAUCCACACCAGCGUCAGAGAAACACCACUGAUUGCCAUUUCUGCCUUCAUGUGGCGGCGUCUCAGGAGGGAAGGAGCAAAGUCGCACUUUUGUUUGUUUGUUUGUUUGUUUGUUUGUUUUUCCCGUCGACCUCGUCGCUGUCUGACGGCCGACGCGAGCAGAUAUUGUGUAGAUGAAUAUAUUGAGACACUGUACCGAGUUCUUGUUAGAUUUUUAAACUAUUUUUAUAGAGCUGAAAAAUGACUGUAGAGAGAUUAACCUUUAUUUAGCACACCUUAUUUUUUUAUGCCUCGUUGAUUUCUGAGUUUUAUUUUUGUACUGCGCAGGAGGAGAGCUUUCUACCUUAAAGGUGCGGGUCCAAAACCUGGCGAGAAAAAGGUGCAGAGAUGGAGGGGAAAAAAAAAAAAAAAGUUGAACAUCAUCUGCCGAGUGGGUAGAAGAGCUCGGGCUUUAAAUGAAGAGUGGAUUUAUUUUCAGUGUAUUAUCAGUGUUUGUAUUUUUGACGCUUUUUCUUCUGCUUAAUUCUUCUGAUUCAUUUCCACAGCGUUUUUCCUGAUUAUGCAAGAGGUGCUAAACGCCGUGUUUCGGUUGUGAAUCGUCGUGUUUUUAAACUCUUUGCCUGUAAUCGUCGAUCUUGUGAAUUAUUUCAGUGUGCGGUGAGUUUGUGUUUAUGCAGCAGAACAAAAACGUCUGGGUUUUCGGAUUUUUUUUUUUUCUGUCCAUUUGAGUACCAUAUUUUCUGGACUAUAAGACUCCUCCAUAAAAUUUCUGUCGGCUUUGGGGGGAAAAAAAUCAACAUGGCACGUGGGAUAAAUAUUAAAUAUUAAAGUGUGUCAUUUCUCACCAUAAUCCAUGCAACUGCUGCAACAUUUAUCUGAUAAUAUUGUUUUGUUGUUUUUUUAUUUGUUUUUUUCAAAAAGUGUCCAAUAGUCUGGAAAAUAUGGUAUGAAAAGCAAAAAAAGAAACAUCCUCUGAAAAGAUUUUGAUGAACCUGUUGCACCAAAGCUUGUUUUUUUUUCUUCUUAAAAACACACGUCACAAGCAGACGAACCUUAAAUUAUUGUUUUUUGCAUAAAGUCUCUGUUCUCUUUAUUUUAGUUUAGUUUAUUUUUCAGAUGCUUUUCUGUAUGUUGCAUUGCUUUUAUAUAAAAAAUGUUAUUGAUCUAUGUAUUUAUGCAAAUCUUCUGUGACUCUGUUUACUUGUUUGUUGGUUUAUUUUUCUGAUUAAACCUUUGGCUUAACCCAA